AUUCUUUCAUUCUUUAACUGUCAUUUAGCGAUUUUGUUGUUGAUUUUUUUCAUCAAUUAAAAACAAUAUUUUAGAUAAAUAGAACGUCCUUGUUAUAGUAAUUGAUGAAAGAUAUUUAAAAUCGAUGUCACAAUCUCCACAGUCUCAACAGAAAAUUGAAACACCGAAAGAAGAAAGACCGGCUUCCAAGAUCUCCGAAUCGGUCAAAAAAAUAAUUGCAAUGGAAAAAGAGAACGACUCAAAUGCCACACGGAAAUCCAGAAUCGACCUCAACGCGCUGCCAACGCGGCAGUACCUGGACCAGACGGUGGUGCCCAUAUUGCUGCAAGGACUAUCAGCUCUAGCCAAAGAGCGACCUCCGGACCCGAUCAAUUACUUAGCUGCGUACCUGUUGAAGAACAAAGCUACAUUCGAAAGUAAUAAUGCAGGAAAUGCCAACAAUAACAAUCCUGCACCUAAUUCUCAGUCAUAAGUAGAAUGUAAGUUAGUUUUUAAUAUUAUUAUAAUAUUUCACAUUUAAUGCACUGUACUGCAAUGCUAGUGCUACUUUUUGUACCUACUGUUAGUGUAACUGUUUACAACAAAGUUUGAAUGGUGUUUCUUGUCUUAUUUUGGGUGCAGCUACAAUUCUUGGUAUAGCUGUGGUAUCUGUAAAUGAUAAUUUUAACCUUACAUUGAAGAGGGAGAGAUAAGGCCUUAAAUAAUGUAACAUGAUGACUCAUCACUGGUAAUGGUUGACCAAGGACGGCCAAUGACGACAGGUGUGACAUUCAAUCGUGGAGGGAUAUUUGCAGAAGUAGACAGGUCCUUGCCAUUCAGCUAUCACCCAUGGUUGCCUAUUUAUUGUAUACACAGUAGAACAACUCAGUAUAUUUUCUUGGUUAGUAAAAAUAAAAUACACUAUCUAUGAUAGAUCCAAUGAAUCCAUUGUAAAUAAUUGACAAUGUUAUAACCUCAGGUUGUAUAUUAGCUGGACUAAGAAAUUCUGAAUAUUUCCAAGUAUGAGGUCGUAGUUGUUGCUAUGGUGUUUUGAAAUUAAAUCGCAACUGUUAAACGCGACUAAUGUGAGUAAACCAAUUUAAAUACCUACUUAUGUAAAACUUUCC
Molecule: messenger RNA, 1106 nt
Organism: Plutella xylostella (diamondback moth)
Lineage: Eukaryota; Metazoa; Arthropoda; Insecta; Lepidoptera; Plutellidae
Product: protein dpy-30 homolog
Cellular component (GO): Set1C/COMPASS complex
Source: RefSeq, a predicted model, not a curated record